Messenger RNA from Dentiscutata heterogama, 357 nucleotides. NCBI's taxonomy places the organism in Eukaryota, Fungi, Glomeromycota, Glomeromycetes, Diversisporales, Gigasporaceae. The record is from the annotation of a GenBank genome assembly.
AACAACCGCCCCUUUAAAGUCACACAUCCCACCGUUGAAGUCAAUAACAAAUCUGAAAGCUCUGCAUCUGAAAAAGAAGCUGAAAGUAAGUACGAAGAAGAGGAGUUAGAGGAUAGACUUUUCAGUUAUUCAGAAGAAGAAGACAAUGACGAUUAUGAACAUGAAGAGGAUAAAGAUCUUUUCUGCACCGAAGAUAAAGUUUUUGGGUCUGACAAGGACCUUACCAAUUCCAAUGAAGACGAAGCGAUAAGUAGAGAAUUUUAUCUUGACAAUAUAGAAGAGCCUUUCUAUAAGCUGGACAUAGAAGUCCUUGACAACGGCGAUUAUAACAAACUUGAAGAUUUUGUUAAUAGAUAA